Lachancea mirantina is the source of this 3396-nucleotide messenger RNA. The record is from the annotation of a GenBank genome assembly. Lineage: Eukaryota; Fungi; Ascomycota; Saccharomycetes; Saccharomycetales; Saccharomycetaceae.
AUGAAUACUAACAGACUAGUAUCAUCAAAUUUGCCACCUCGCAAAGGUUCGAACAUCAUACCAGUCGAGCUUUUCAAGGCCUUCAAGAUGUUCAAAAGAGGCUCUAUAGUGGUAGGAGCGAGGAGUAAGCCUGCGAGUUUUCGCGGGAUACGCUUUGCUACUGAAUCGGCGCGAUAUAGUCGUGGUACAACGGCCCUACCGACACAUGAAAGUGCGCAUUGGAAAGCGUAUCUGAGUCAAAAUCGUGAUUUAAGGGAUUUAAAGCCCUUUUGGAAUCUGCCGCGUAUAGCAGGGGCCAUGGAAUCCAAGAGUUCGAAGGAUCGUUCUCGGAAUGAGCCAAAUCAGAAGAACGACGACGUGGGUGAAAAUAAGGAGGACGGGAAGGAGACUCCCGACCGGAAAAUAGAAAAGCAUGAGGACACGGAAGUUGAGAGUGACACGGUAUCAGAAACCCGGGAACGUGAAUCGUCGAAAGCUUCAGGCGGCAGCGGCAGCAGCGGCAACAACGAUGACAGUGGAGGCGCAAGCAGCGGUAAUGGCGAUAAUGGCGAUUCGAAAUCCAGUGGCAAGAAACAGGUGAUGCCAGAAGUGUAUCCGCAAAUGUUGGCGCUACCCAUCUCGCGUCGCCCUUUGUUCCCUGGGUUUUACAAAGCCGUUGUGAUUUCGGAUAACAGAGUCAUGAAAGCUGUCAAAGAAAUGUUGGAACGGCAACAACCUUACAUUGGUGCUUUUUUGCUGAAAAAUUCUGACAAAGAUACAGAUGUGAUUCAUAACAUCGACGAAGUACACGAAGUCGGAGUCUUCGCACAAAUUACAAGCGCAUUCCCAAGCAAAGACGAGAAAACAGGAGAAGAAACUAUGACUGCGUUGUUAUAUCCUCACCGCAGAAUCAAAAUCGACGAGUUGAUUCCUCCUAAGGCUACUGCCGAGCCUUCCCGACAGGAUGAAAUUUUGUUGAAAAGAGAUGAGGACGCCGAAACCACGGAUGUCGUUGAGCAUGUUGAAAACGUCAAAAUCGAGCGUAACCAAAAGGACUCUCAAGAGUCAAUUGAUUUUGACGAGGAAUCUAACCCAACAGAGUUUUUGAAAAAUUAUGAUAUCUCACUUGUCAAUGUUUCUAACCUUGAGGAUAAGGAGUUUGAUAGAAAGUCUCCGGUAAUAAACGCUUUGACGUCUGAAAUUUUGAAAGUUUUCAAAGAAAUUUCGCAGCUGAACACCAUGUUUCGCGAACAGAUUGCGACAUUUUCUGCCUCCAUUCAAUCGGCUACCACCAAUAUAUUCGAAGAACCUGCCAGACUUGCGGAUUUUGCCGCUGCUGUCUCCGCGGGUGAAGAGCAAGAACUCCAAGAUAUUCUGGAACUUUUAGACGUUGAACAGCGUCUUGAGAAGUCUCUCGUAGUUUUAAAGAAGGAGCUGAUGAAUGCCGAGUUACAAAACAAGAUUUCCAAAGACGUGGAGACGAAAAUACAAAAAAGGCAAAGAGAGUAUUACUUGAUGGAACAACUGAAAGGUAUUAAGCGAGAGUUAGGAAUUGAUGACGGCCGUGAUAAACUCAUCGAGACCUUCAAAAAAAGGGUUGAAAAAUUACAACUUCCGGAAAAUGUCAAAAAGGUCUACGAAGAUGAAAUCGGUAAGCUCGCUACUCUAGAGACUUCUAUGUCUGAGUUCGGUGUGAUUAGAAAUUAUCUAGAUUGGAUUACUUCUCUGCCCUGGGGUAUCACAUCAAAGGAGCAGUAUUCCAUUCCAGUUGCAAAGAAAAUUCUUGAUGAAGACCAUUAUGGUCUAAAAGACGUAAAGGACAGAAUUUUGGAGUUUAUUGCUGUAGGCAAAUUGUUAGGAAAAGUCGAUGGUAAAAUCAUUUGUUUCGUGGGACCUCCUGGCGUGGGAAAGACGUCGAUUGGGAAGUCAAUUGCUCGUGCGCUAGAUCGUCAAUUUUCACGCUUUUCGGUAGGUGGAAUGACGGAUGUUGCAGAAAUUAAGGGUCAUAGAAGAACCUACAUUGGUGCGUUACCGGGAAGAAUCGUACAGUCAUUGAAGAAAUGCCAAACGCAGAACCCGUUGAUCUUGAUUGAUGAGAUUGACAAGAUUGGUCACGGUGGCAUACAUGGAGACCCUGCCGCUGCGCUACUUGAACUGCUUGAUCCUGAACAAAACAACAGUUUUUUGGACAACUACCUGGAUAUCCCAAUUGACCUGUCCAAAGUUCUAUUUGUUUGCACAGCGAACACUCUUGACACAAUCCCAAGACCGCUUUUGGAUCGGAUGGAAGUUAUCGAACUAACGGGCUACGUUGCUGACGAAAAAAUCAAGAUAGCGGAGCAAUAUCUAUCACCAAAUGCCAAGAAAGCUGCAGGUUUAGAGAAUGCCAAUGUUAAUAUAAGCGAAACCGCUAUAACCAACUUAAUGAAGCAUUAUUGUAGGGAAAGCGGGGUGAGAAACUUGAGGAAACAAAUCGAGAAAAUCUACCGCAAAGCUGCAUUUGAUGUUGUUAAGCAAUUGAGCAUAGAUGACAAGCCCGUCGAGUCUGCUCAGGCUUCGGAAGCAAAAAGGUUUUCGAAAGCUGAUGUAAAUGUGGGAGUAAUCGGAAGCACAUUGGACUCGGCAAGCGAAAGGAACGAAAAAAUCGAGGUCGAGAAAACGCAUGACAGCAAAGAAGCUAUGGUGAUUCCAAGCAACAUCUCGGUACAAAUCGAUGCGGACAAUCUUAAAAAGUACGUGGGGCCUCCGAUAUUUACAGCAGACAGACUUUACGAAAUGACACCACCAGGUGUCGUUAUGGGACUCGCCUGGACCAGCAUGGGGGGGUGUGCAAUGUACGUCGAGUCCGUGUUGGAACAGCCACUUUCACACCAUUCACAUGCCUCACUCGAACGUACGGGUCAAUUGGGCGACGUGAUGAAAGAAUCUUCUCGCCUGGCGUAUUCUUUUGCCAAGAUGUUUUUGACCAAGAAAUAUCCAGAGAAUAGAUUUUUCGAGAAAGCUGCCAUCCAUCUGCAUUGUCCAGAGGGCGCCACACCAAAAGACGGUCCCUCUGCUGGUGUCACUAUGGCUUCUUCCCUGCUCUCGCUUGCUUUGAAUAAGCAACUUGACCCCACAAUCGCAAUGACCGGGGAAUUAACUUUAACCGGAAAAGUGUUACGGAUUGGAGGGCUGCGUGAAAAGGCGGUUGCUGCCAAGAGAUCAGGCGCCAAAACCAUCAUUUUCCCUAAAGAAAACACCAGCGACUGGGAGGAACUUCCAGAAAACGUGAAAGAAGGUCUUGAACCCUUGGCAGCUUGUUGGUAUUCAGAUAUUUUUGAAAAGCUUUUUGCUGAUGUAUCCGCGGAGGCUGGAAACUCUGUAUGGAAAGCAGCGUUUGACAAGAUCGAUGCGCAAGAGGCCAGAAAGAAAAACUAG